AGGAGGAACCAUCCUGAGGUAACCGGGGAAGGCGGCGGCCGCCCUGUUUGGGCAGCUUCCCUUCGGCUCCCAGCAGCAGCAGCAGCAGCAGCCGCCGCCUCUUCCUCCACCUCCUGCCCCGGCCUCUCGCGCCCGUGAGGCGGCCGCGGCUCCCGCGCGCCAUUGAGGCCUCGCCGGCAGCAGGGCCCGCUCUCCCCUCGGCGGGGCCCGGCGUUUGGCUUCCUCGGCGGCCGCUACGGGGCGUGCUCGGCGGCCAGGGAGCAUGCUCAGAGGACGGGCGCCGGCGGGCUGGGGAGGCCGGCCGCGGAAGGAAGCGGCGCCCGUAGCCCGCCGGUAAACAACUUCCUCCGGCGGCGGCGGCGGCGCUGCUCCCGGGCUCCUUCAUGGAGCGAAGGGGCAGCUCCAAGGGCGACCUGCACCCCCGCGGCUCCAGGGGGCCCGUGCUGCACAUCGCGGUGGUCGGCUUCCACCACAAGAAGGGCUGCCAGGUUGAGUUCUCCUACCCUCCCCUAAUCCCAGGAGAAGGCCACGACAGUCACAGUUUGCCAGAGGAAUGGAAAUACUUGCCUUUCCUAGCAUUGCCGGAUGGGGCUCACAACUAUCAAGAAGACACUGUGUUUUUUCACUUGCCACCAAGAAGCGGAGAUCGAAGUACAGUGUAUGGUGUCUCAUGCUACAGGCAGAUUGAAGCUAAGGCCUUGAAAGUACGGCAAGCAGAUAUUACCCGAGAAACAGUACAGAAAAGUGUCUGUGUUCUAAGUCAGCUGCCUCUGUAUGGGCUACUCCAGGCUAAGCUGCAGCUAAUUACACAUGCCUACUUUGAAGAAAAAGACUUCUCACAAAUUUCAAUACUUAAGGAACUUUAUGAGCAUAUGAAUAGCUCGCUGGGAGGAAGCCCCCUGGAAGGAUCACAAGUUUAUCUCGGCCUGUCUCCACGAGAUCUUGUCCUUCAGUUUAGACACAAGGUCUUAAUACUUUUUAAGCUGAUUCUCCUAGAGAAAAAGGUUCUGUUUUAUAUCUCUCCAGUGAAUAGGCUGGUGGGAGCCCUAAUGACAGUCUUAUCACUCUUUCCUGGUAUGAUAGAGCAUGGUCUCACUGACUGUUCACAGUACCGGCCAAGGAAGAGUGUUUCAGAGGAUGUCGGCCAGCAGGAAGUCCCACCUCCUACAGAUUAUUAUGUUUCCUUGUCCACUGUGGCGCUUUCAAACGAAAACGUGGAAACAGAUGCAGAAGGCCCAACGUUGUCCGGAAACCAAGAACGGAACACUGAGAAAGUAGAUGUACCUUUAUUUCAGACCGAGGACAAUCUCAACGGAGCACGCGUCUCCAGGGAGAAUGGGCAGCAUUUGAAACCUCCUUCACGCACUUCUCCAGAAUCAUCUGAAAGUGACUGGGAAACCCUGGAUCCUAAUAUCCUGGAGGACCCCAGCUUGAAAGAAGGAGAAGGUGAAAUCACUGCAGUAGCAGCACAGACUGAAAUUCUUCCAAAGGAACCUGCAGUUUCUGAAAGCAUUCCCAUUACUGUGCAGCCUCAACCUAACACAGGGCACGCCGUCUUUGUUCCUGGCCUUAUAUCUGGUUUGGAAGAGGACCAGUAUGGCAUGCCGUUAGCUGUUUUCACUAAGGGAUACCUUUGCUUGCCAUACAUGGCGCUGCAACAACAUCACCUCCUGUCUGAUAUAACCAUUCGUGGGUUUGUUGCAGGAGCCACCAACAUCCUUUUCCGUCAGCAAAAGCAUCUAAGUGAUGCUAUUGUAGAGAUUGAGGAAGCUCUGGUUCAAGUCCAUGAUCCAGAGCUCAGGAAGGUUCUGAAUCCCACAACAGCUGACUUGAGGUUUGCAGACUUCUUGGUAAAGCACGUAACUGAGAACCGGGACGAUGUCUUCCUAGACGGCACUGGCUGGGAAGGAGGAGAUGAGUGGAUUCGAGCCCAGUUUGGCUCAUAUCUCCAUGCGCUGCUCGCUGCUACUCUGCAGCCAGACAGUGAAAAAAUAUUAUCAGACUUUGGAACAACCUUUGUAGCAGCUUGGAAGAAUACACACAAUUACAGAGUGUGGAACAGCAAUAAACACCCAGCUCUCGCAGAGGUAAAUCCCAGUCACCCGUUCCAAGGCCAAUACUCGGUUUCAGAUGUGAAAUUAAGAUUGUCACACUCUGUACAGAAUAGUGAACGGGGCAAGAAGAUUGGAAACGCCAUGGUUACAACGAGCCGGAACGUUGUACAGACAGGAAGAGCCGUAGGUCAGUCAGUCGGAGGAGCUCUCACGAGUGCAAAAUCAGCCAUGUCCUCAUGGCUUUCUACUUUCACCCAGUCAACACAAAGCCUUGGGGAAUAACUGUUCUGCAGCGGACCAAGCCCUUACAUUCAUUUUGAGAAAGAGACCUGUGGUUCUGCUUUAAAAAACACACCUAUGAAUUCGAGCAGCAUGAGGAUGAAGGAAUGGCCUUUAAAGCUGCAUCGCAGGAUGUCAUUGCAGUUUGCAUUAAUGCCUCUUUUUAAAAAUCUGAGCCUUUGUAACAACAGUAACAUACAAGUCUUGUUGUAAGACGGGCUUUAUUUUUCAUUGUGUGCUGUUCUUUGGAUGUUGAUAAUGAUUUAUGUAAAUUUUGUUGUAUUAACUCCAGCUGUCUAGACUUUUUCUUGAAAAGAAGAAAGAGUGGGGCUGACUAGGUUUGGAACAGAAAACUGACCUCUCACUUCCACCCUCCCAUACCAAAUGCAGAAGUAAGAUCUUUUCAUUUCAGUGGAAACCAACUUGUGCAAAGGAUUGCAGCCUAACGUUGCAACCUUUUGCACCUGCGGGUGGAACGAAAUGAAACAAAUACAGAUUAAAUGAGACGUUCACACCCAGUUUAACACUUAAAAUGCCUAAAUGACAGCUGAUCUGAACAGCUGUUGGCAGUUUUGCACCAGCUCAUUUCAACUUUCAGAAAUCUAGCUGCUAGCACUUAGGUUUGAAAGAGUUUGUUUUUAAAGGUCAUGGAUAAAAUGGAAGAUACUGACUAAAAUACACAGGUUUACCAUAUUUUUGUUACCUCUUUGGAAUUAACACCCAAGAUACCUCUUAGCAGAAAAACAACUCUUGCUCAGUAACUGCAAUUUCCUCGUUUUCAAGUUGUGUGUGUGAAUUUAGCUUUCAUCUUUCACGUUCCCAUUUGCUUGUGUUGUAUCCAACAGUGGCUGUUCGAAAACUUUCACUAGUGAAUACCUAUAACCAAAUACCUACCUCUCUGGCACAGUUAAGACUCCAAAUGCAAGAGUCGGAAGUGCUUUUCCCCUUUCCUAGCUGCUUUUAGGGUUUCUAAUUUAAUGUGUAGGUUAGCAGACAUUUGAGAAAUGACUGUAACGAGAUAUUACUUGGCUUUCUGCCAGCGAGUUUUAUGGAUUGCAAUAUAGGCAGCCGUGAGAUUGCCUUGGACUUUAAGUAAAGUAAUUCAUCUUAGUGUAGGACAUUACAAUAUGAAUGAUUUACCAAAAUACAGAAUUCCAGGGCUUCCCUUAAAUCAUAUUUUUGCUUACAACUGCCAGUUCAAGUCUGCUCCCCUUUCCUUCUUGGUUUUCUUCUCCAAACUGCAAUGAUUUAAAUGGAUGUGGAGUAUAAAGUGUUAAUUCAGGCGUACUGUAGCUAGACUGCUUUACUUCAUAUCCUUUUAGGGAACGGAAUAUUUAUUAAUGAUGUAACAUUCUGCACCAAAGUUGUCACAGCAUACCCCAACCAGAAUUCCUGUAUUCUGGCCACAUCUCAAAAAACCCAGUUUUCAGAGAUGGCUAUGGUUGCAUUUCAAGAAAGAUUUUCAUAUAAGCAGUUUGGGUUAUUUCACCCAACUUUCCUGUAGAUUAACUUCCCAAGAGAGAAGCAUGUAUACCACUGUGUGCAGCUGUUUUCACACCUGUUCCACAUACGCAUUAUGAAAAUUAAUGACCAAUUGUGGACUGCAACCAGUACACUGGUGUAAUUUUCACACACCUGUGUAUUUUUCAUAGGUACUGUACAAGGGAGGUUGUUAUGAAGUGGCAGGUGCCCUGCUAUAAUCCAUGUAUAUAGUACUGAUUGCAAGACACAUCUUAUGCUUUCAAGCUUACUCAGAUAUCUGAAAUAAUAUAGCCAGCAUAAAAAACCCUUGUAUGUUUUCUUCUACACUACUUUGCUCGAAUGAAUGAGCCCAUAAAUUAGAGUUAUAGUUUUCUAACCACAGAAGUUGACUGUGCUGCUAAAGAAAACAUUUUACAAGGAUGCUGUGGCUUGGAGAUGUUACCCUUUUAUUGAAAGUACAGAACUAGGCAUGCCAUGACAGUCAUUACACUGCAGGCAAGCUGACACAGCUUGUAAACAGACUUUUUUUUCUUGGGAGUUCCUUGGUUGGAAUUGUUACAUCCAGUUGUUGGUUUUCAUCCUUCCCUAAAGGGAGCACAAAUUAGGAGGCAUCCGACUAACACCUUUUGCCAAUUAAUCCACAGGCACCCUAACGAGGGAUCAGCAAAAUCCUUAGGGACAAGAUGGUAUGAAAAGCUGGUGAUUCUUUUAAAAUGUCUUCUCUUCUUUAGCGAGCGCUCGUAGUACAUGACAAUACGCUGUAUAAGUGUUUAUAGUAGCCAUCAUCUUGGAGUGACCAAUUUAUAAUUAUAAUUUUGCUACAGGGGAAAAUUUGGCAGUAGUUAAUUGUACAAGUCAAAUGCAGGAAUAAACUGUAAAACCUAUUGAAAAUGAUUGCUGUGUGUACUGCAGUAGUUACAAUCACAUAAUUUGGAUUCAGCAGGUAGUCUUAAUAUACACUGAAAAAACCGGCAUAAGCACAUAGUGUAUUACAAAUGUGUGGGGUCACAUACAUAUCUUUGCAAAAGGGUAUUGAAAGACUAAAUUAGAUGGAGGUCUGUAAGGGAAAAUAAUUCAAAUUUAAUAUGAAUAGCAUGUUUUCUAGCCACUGAUUUCAGUUUUGAGGUUUGAGUUUAAUUUAUUCUGGAAAACGUAAAAAGCAGUGCUGCUUGUAUUAUUGAAACAUCACAUGUUGCGCAUUGAAGCACUCUUGCUUGAAGCUCUUCACAUCAGGAAAGCACCAGCUAAAAUGCAAGCACUGUCAUUUACUCUAGUAUUGUAGUGACAAUUCUAGUGACUUAAGCCUUGCUGUUCCUAUAAUGCAGAGGUAGUCAAUGUGGUACCCUCCAGAUGUUGUUGGAUUCACAUUAGUAUCAGCCAGCAUGGCUAGUAGGAAUGGUUAUGAGCUCAGUAUCAUCUAGGGCACACUCAUUGGCUACCCCUAUUUUCAGUUGCAUUCUUUAAGGGCCAGUUAGUACCGCAUGCAAAUUCUACCCGUAAUAGGGCACACGAUGUUGAUGUGAUCUAAAGCCAAAUUACGAACGUGAAGUGCUUCAAAUUCAAAUAAUACAUGUGCUGUUCUAUAGAAAAUGGCAAGAGCGUGUUAAAGUAAAAAAAAAAAAAAACCCUUCCAAAUGUAAAAGCAUUGCCCAGCCCAAAGGAACACCCCCACCCCGAGUUAUAUCUAACAGUAUGAUCUUAAUACUUGCUCCACAAGCAAGUAAAUGUUCAGGAUGCAACACCUUGACUGGUGCCAACAUACUGCAUAGUACAGUGCUUUAUGGCUACUGAAAGAGUAUUAUGCUGGUGUUUGAACAUUUUGUCCCACACAAGUGUUUAGAAUCAGGCCGCUAACUUGGUAUUUUGUAAGGCUGUUUUAUGUGCUGGUGCUCCCUAUUACAAACGUAUAUAUUUGCAUCAUGCACAGUAGAGAAACUGAUUUUUAUAUUUUUUUAAAUGUUACAAGUAUUUGGAAAUGUGUAUCAUAUUACAGUAUGAAAUAGACUAGAAAUACCUCUAUUCCAGUUUCUAUAUACCACUUAACAAAUUAAUAUCAAUCAUUCAAGGCUGGUUUUGAGACAUAAACCUGAAAUCAGUUAUCUAAUCAUGGUUUAAGUGAAAUGAAACCUAAGUUUAUUUCCAUAUGGUUUUUACUGCUACCAGCCUGUUGGAAGAGGAGGGUUGGUAAAUAUUAGGUAUUUCAUCUAUCAUCAAUGUGUAAAAAAUAGGUUACUAUGUUCAAAAGACUAUUAAUGCUUCUGCUGUAUAUUUUGUUCUAAAGAAAAUAAAGAUUGUUCUUGUUUUGCUUGAAUGUAA
This is a messenger RNA of Podarcis muralis (Common wall lizard), 6131 nucleotides long. It is a transcript of the gene AVL9, whose product is annotated as AVL9 cell migration associated. NCBI's taxonomy places the organism in Eukaryota, Metazoa, Chordata, Lepidosauria, Squamata, Lacertidae. Gene Ontology annotation, cellular component: cytoplasm. The record is from RefSeq and is a predicted model, not a curated record.